AUGUUCGCCAGACUUGCCAAUCCAGCUCACUAUAAGCCUCUCACGGGCUCCAGCAUAAUAAGAGCAACUAAAAGACUUUACCAUCCUAAGGUAAUUGAUCACUACACAAACCCAAGGAACGUUGGGUCCAUGGACAAGUCCUUGGCUAAUGUCGGCACGGGAAUUGUGGGUGCACCUGCAUGCGGAGACGUGAUAAAACUACAGAUACAGGUGAAUGAUAAGUCGGGCAUUAUCGAGAACGUCAAGUUCAAGACUUUCGGGUGCGGGUCUGCCAUUGCUUCUUCCUCUUACAUGACCGAACUAGUACGCGGUAUGUCACUUGAUGAGGCGAUCAAGAUAAAAAACACGGAAAUUGCGAAGGAGUUAAGUCUCCCCCCGGUAAAACUGCAUUGCUCCAUGCUCGCAGAGGAUGCUAUCAAGGCGGCAAUCAAGGACUACAAAACGAAGAGGAAUCCAUCCGUGUUGCGUUGA
Messenger RNA from Saccharomyces mikatae IFO 1815, 471 nucleotides. It is a transcript of the gene ISU2, whose product is annotated as putative iron-binding protein ISU2. The record is from RefSeq and is a predicted model, not a curated record. Gene Ontology annotation, molecular function: 2 iron, 2 sulfur cluster binding; ferrous iron binding. Lineage: Eukaryota; Fungi; Ascomycota; Saccharomycetes; Saccharomycetales; Saccharomycetaceae. Bases 1 to 471 code for a protein of 156 amino acids. Gene Ontology annotation, cellular component: cytoplasm; mitochondrial matrix. The transcript has a single exon. Gene Ontology annotation, biological process: iron-sulfur cluster assembly; intracellular iron ion homeostasis.